UAAAUUGGAAACUUGCACUCACAACUUCAAUAGUAGCAACGUUUUCAGAUUUGCAACCUAGCCGAUUUCAUUUCUGGGCUAGAUCCCUUAUUGAUUGCUUCAUUUCCAUGGUAAUCUCAUGUCAAGAAUUUAAAAUUCAGCAGGGAAGGCAAAGUUUGGAGGAGCAUUUUAAGGGAAGUAGAUUGUUGGCGAACAGUUUGUGAUUGUCAGUAACCUAGGUAUCGAAUAAACUUCAAGCAUGUCAUGGAGCGGAUGUCACUUCUUUGUCAACUCGUGUAGGUUAACGCUAUGGAACUGGACACCAAAAAUGAAUACAAAGAUUGCAGCAAUGUUGGCGUGAAAGAUCUGCAAGCAAAUUUGUUUCCAUUGCUACCAAAAUUAUCCGGUUAUUUUGCGAGUUAUUUUCUGAAACAACCUCUGGAAAUGGAUGAAGCAGACGAAUGUGUGAUCCGAGUGAAAUCAAUAGGUUCCAAGAAUCUUUUUGAUAUCAACAAUUUUCAAAUUCAGCCAGCCAGGUGGCCAACAGAGUGUCAGGUACUCUCUGAAACCGUGGAUCACAUUACAAGCAGUCCUAUACAUCCCGAGCCAUUCUACUCACAAACAGGAUUAGAAAUGCGACCAAAGCCGUCCGGUGAAGACUAUGGAAUGAUAGUCUACCAAUAUUCCGCAAUAAGUGCGGUAAACUAUUUCAGCCGAUCUAGCGUUGGUGGCAGCAAAUAUCUUUUAUCGACAAAUAUAUGCCCGGAGGAAAAUUCACUCAAGUUCGAGUCCAGAUUUGAAUCAGGAAAUUUGGCAAGAGCUAUUCGUCUGACACCAAACUACUAUGAGCUACACUUGAGAUCAGACCUGUAUACCAACCGUUUUAUGCAAUGGUUUUAUUUCCGAGUUACAAACAUGAAGAAAAAUUUCUUAUAUCGGUUCUCUAUAGUCAAUUUCACGAAGGAUGGAAGUCUGUACAACGCCGGCCUUAGACCUCUAAUGUACUCAGAAAAAGACUCCCAGCUUCAUUCUGUCGGUUGGCGCCGAUGUGGAGAUCAAAUAACAUAUUUUUGCAACGACAAUGUAACGGAAGGAGGCGAAGACCAGCAGAUUACUUACACCCUCACGUUCACUGUUAGCUUUCCUCAUGAUGGAGAUACAGUGUAUUUCGCUAGCUGUUAUCCUUACACCUACACGAAUCUUCAAAAUUACCUGUGGCAGCUUUCUAAUCAUCCCGUCAGAUCUUCAUUCACAACUUUGCGUUUAUUAUGCAAAAGCCUUGCAGGGAAUAACGUUGAUUACUUGACCAUCACUAGCCCACCGGAGGAAGAUGAAGUUAGGAAAAAGCGUGCCAUUGUACUCACCGCUAGGGUUCACCCCGGAGAGACUCCUUCUUCUUGGAUGAUGAAAGGCAUCAUAGAUUACUUGACCAGUGACUGUGUCGCAGCCAAAGAACUACGAGACAAGUUCAUCUUCAAAAUCGUGCCAAUGCUGAAUCCUGACGGAGUGAUCGUAGGAAAUAACAGAUGUUCUUUAUCAGGGAAAGAUCUGAAUAGGCAGUAUAGGACAGUAAUGAGAGAAGCAUAUCCUUCAAUUUGGUAUACAAAACUGAUGGUUAGAAGGCUGAUAGAAGAAUGUGGAGUUUCUAUGUACUGUGAUCUGCAUGGUCAUUCCAGAAAACAUAACAUUUUCAUAUACGGGUGCGAAAAUAGAAGACAGAGUGGAAAACAUUUGCAAGAACAGAUAUUUCCAUUGAUGUUACAUAAAAACUCAUCAGACAAGUUCUCGUUUGAAGAUUGUUCCUUCAAGGUGCAGAAGACUAAAGAAGGCACUGGCAGAAUAGUGAUGUGGAUGAUGGGCAUCACCAACAGUUACACUCUGGAAGCCUCGUUUGCAGGUUCCACUCUUGGAUCAAGAAGCGCAACCCACUUCUCCGCUCAGGACUACGAGCAAAUGGGAAAGAGUUUCUGUCAGACCCUCUUGGACUUCUACGAUGAGGAACCUAAAAAGGAAAGAUUGAGGGACAAAAUAUUGAAUAAGCUGAAUGAAGGAGGUUCUUGUGCAGACGAACCAGCCAAUAUAGAUCUGAGUGAAUAUUCAAGCGACGCUGGUAUAUCGACUGACCAAGAAGAACUAAGGGAUUUGAACAGUUGCUGUAGAUUGGUAGUACCACCAUCAACACCCGAUAUAAGAAAUAUACAGAACGAGAACAAAAAUCCUUCCCAAAAUACGAAAGUUCGCAGAAAAGCUCACAUUCCGAGAAGCAGGCAAAGCAUCCACGUAAAGAGGAACAAUUCUAAUAGGACAAUAGCACCGACUAGAGAGUCGUCCGAUAUGCAUAAUAAGCAAACAACAGAAGUACGAAGUGUUUCUUCCUUAGAAAUUCUUCCACCUCGAGAUUUGAACGUUGAAGUGAAGCGUAAAGAAAAUACACCGCAUCAUAAAUUCUUCAACAAGAGGCGUAAUGGAUUAGACGUAGAAGAACAAAUAGGUUUAGUUCAGCAAAGACUGUUGGCUUUGAAGCAUAAAAUCUGGUAUGGAAGUGGAGAGGGAAGCCAACCUUUAUCAUGGGGAAAUCUUUCUCAGGUGGAAAUGAACACAGUUUGCUCUAAGAAGGAUUCUAAAAAACUUGCCAAAAAGAAACGACCCAAAUUGCAAAGGAAAGCCACAAUCAAAGGAAAACAGACGACAGUGGUCAAGCGUAAAUCCUCAGUCAAGAAGGAUUUGAAUAGCACUUUGAAGAGACAACCAGCCAUUGACAUCAAUCAACCCAUCGAGAAUGUCAUUCUAGUGAAGAAAUCUCAAAGUUUGAACGAUGUUGCCUCGAACCACUCAGAAAAAGCUGCCAAUUUGAAGCCUUCUGCAAGCUGUGACGACAAAGAAUGCAAGACAGAUACAAAGAUGAAGAAAAAUAAUAAAAAUUCAGACAAAAUUAGUUCUAAAGCUUUCAAAAGAUAACUUUCCAAUACAGAUUUAACUCAAACUAUUUUGACGGAUUUAUUGUGAAUGAAUCAUUUCACUGCCAUAGAUUUAAUAACAAAUUUGGCUAUAAAAAAAUUCUUCAUACGUAUUAAGAGAAUUUUUGUUUGUAAUCGAUUCAUUGAUGUGAGAUAAUGUUUAUUGUAAGAGUUAGAAAGUCAUUAGAAAUUGAUUUCAUGCUUUA
Messenger RNA from Coccinella septempunctata (seven-spotted ladybird), 3142 nucleotides. RefSeq names its product cytosolic carboxypeptidase 2-like. The record is from RefSeq and is a predicted model, not a curated record. Gene Ontology annotation, molecular function: metallocarboxypeptidase activity; zinc ion binding. Bases 289 to 2937 code for a protein of 882 amino acids. The transcript has 15 exons. Gene Ontology annotation, biological process: proteolysis. NCBI's taxonomy places the organism in Eukaryota, Metazoa, Arthropoda, Insecta, Coleoptera, Coccinellidae.